Eruca vesicaria subsp. sativa (arugula) is the source of this 219-nucleotide messenger RNA. Lineage: Eukaryota; Viridiplantae; Streptophyta; Magnoliopsida; Brassicales; Brassicaceae. The record is from the annotation of a GenBank genome assembly.
AUGUUUAACUUAGACAAAGAUGAACAAUUACGGAUUUCAAGCGAGAAAAUUGCUUUGGCAGAUGAGAAGAUUGAUGUGGCAAAUGAGAAGAUUGUGACGUUGGAGAAUGAUAAACUUGACCAAGAUAAAGUUAUAAAAUAUUUGCAGAACUUGACUCAUAAAGUGGUUAGCAAAUUUCUAAAAUUGCUAGAUAAGGAUGAAGAUGCCACUCAAGAAUAG